This is a messenger RNA of Ornithorhynchus anatinus (platypus), 936 nucleotides long. RefSeq names its product olfactory receptor 5A2-like. Gene Ontology annotation, cellular component: membrane. Bases 1 to 936 code for a protein of 311 amino acids. The transcript has a single exon. NCBI's taxonomy places the organism in Eukaryota, Metazoa, Chordata, Mammalia, Monotremata, Ornithorhynchidae. Gene Ontology annotation, biological process: G protein-coupled receptor signaling pathway. Gene Ontology annotation, molecular function: G protein-coupled receptor activity; olfactory receptor activity. The record is from RefSeq and is a predicted model, not a curated record.
AUGAAGAACCGCACCACAGCCACUUCACCCGGCUUCAUCCUCUUGGGCUUCUCCACCCACCCCGCAGCCCAACUGGGCCUCUUCUUCCUGUCAUUACUCCUCUUCCUCCUGAUCCUGCUUGGGAACCUGACCAUUGUGCUGCUGGCCUGGACGGACUCUGUCCUCCUCUCUGCCCCCAUGUACUUCUUCCUGGGUCACUUCUCCUUGCUGGAAAUGGGCUUCACCUCUGUCACCGUCCCCAAACUGCUGGCCGACAGCUUCUCCUCCUGCCACUUCAUCUCCUUUGCAGGCUGCGCCACUCAGACCUUCUUCUUCAUCGCCCUGGGCAGCACGGAGUGUGCCCUGCUGGCCGUCAUGGCUUACGAUCGCUACGUGGCCGUGUGCCGCCCGCUGAGGUACCUGCAGGAGAUGCGCCCGGAAAUGUGUGCCCAGCUGGUGGCGGGAGCCUGGCUCAGCGGCUUCUUCAACUCCACUGCCCACACGGCUGCUGUCUUCCAACUGUCCUUCUGUGGCUCGCGUGUGGUCAGCCAGUUCUUCUGUGACCUCCCGCCCCUGCUGCGCCUUGCCUGUGGUGACCGAAUGGCCAGCGAGGCCGUGGUGCUCAUGUUUGGAAGCCUCUAUGGCCUAACCGCCUUCCUGGUCACCCUGGCUUCCUACGCCCGGGUGCUCUUCACGGUGCUGGGCAUGGGCUCGACUCCGGGUCAGUAUCGGGCUUUCUCCACCUGCAGCUCCCACCUGGCUGUGGUGGGGCUGUUUUAUGGCUCUGCCUUCUCCACCUACCUGCAGCCCGUGUCUGCGCGCCCAGCUUCCCAGGCCUUGCUGCUCCCUUUCUUUUAUGCUCUGGUCACGCCGACCCUGAACCCCUUCAUCUACAGCCUGAGGAACAGGGAGGUGAAACAGGCACUGAUCAGGGCCCUGGGCAGAAAGCUAUUCUGA